CUCCUGGGAUGCUAAUGUCUGAUCCUCACUGGGAGGAUGCUAUCGAUCAGGCUUCCAAAUGAUUUCUCCUCCAGUUUGAUAAACAUGCAGAUGUGCGCAAUUCGACUUUUUUCUGCGUCUUUCGGGCAUACGGAGAAGGUGAUGUGAGCAGCACUGCAUGGGAUAGCCGAGUGAUCAAUGCAGAACUCCCCAGCGCUGUUCGGGAUGGUGAGCCACUGUCAAACCCCGACUUUCACAGACUUCGCCGGCUUGGCGCUUUCCGUGUACGGCGGCAAGACGGACAUCUGCGCGCGACGGACCGGGAACGGUGGCUUUGGGUCCCAGAUUUGCCGGAGCCCGCAUGACAUCCCGACGCACAUGAACUGCGCGAGCCCGAAGCGACCCAACGCGUCCGAGGAAAAAUCGCAUGUGUCGGCCAAAUCUCCGCGCUUGUGCUUCUCCCUGCCGCCGGUUCAAGUCAAUGGCGCCUUCUGCUCUGAGAAGGAGGUAAACGGUGGACUGGGCGACACUGAGGUGAUGCGAUGUGGCCAGAGCUUGUCGCUGCCAGCUGGUGGUUCUUCAGAAGGACUUUACACACAAAGCCUCCACUGCAGUAGACCUACACCCGACCUCCUCCUGCAGGAUGGUCCUCACCAGGACACCAGGUCCGCCUCUGCCUUCCAGAGGACCCUGUCGGGGGCCUCACCCGGCCAGGACUGCGGUGCCAAUGGGUUUCGCUCUUCUGUCCGCUACCCGAUCAAACAGGAAAACUCAAUGGGCUACAAGAUCUCCAGCGCAGGGUCCGGGGCACAUAGCGCAUCUGAGGCUGGGUUUCAGGCCUGUAGGGUGGGCCAACUCUUAGAGGUGCCAAGGGACGAGAUAGUCGGAGCGCUGCACGUUAGCAACAACGGCAACGGCGUGGGCACAGUGAGCGGCGUAGGUGGUGCUCUGUCAGGGGACGCCGUGCAACCGUUUAAUAAUGAAGAUGGCUCCUCCCCGCUUGCUUUGUCCCCAACUGGUUCCCAUCAUUCAGCGCGGCAGCUCAGCGCUAGCAGUCUGAAGAGAUGCUGCCUGUCCCUGGCCUCGCAGUCCGCCGCCGUCACCGCCGCGAGCUCCCCAUCAACGACCGGCGCUUCUUCUAAGGAGAUCAACAUCACCGCGAUCAUCUGCUCCUCCUCCCAGAUGUCGAUGGUUGCCUGCGUCAACGGGUUCCGCGCUAACCUCUCGCCCAGCCACGCCAGCAGCGCCAGCUUCUCCUCCUCUUCCUCCUCCUCUUCCACGUCCCCACCCUCUAACUUUUGCUCGCGAGAAGCCCCCCAACGGCCCCCACCCCGCGGGAGCCCUCAGCAGGUCACGCUGCAAGAGAGUUGUCAGCUGUCCUCACCUGCCACCUGCCUGCUGUCCCUCUCCUCCUCCUCCUCGUCCUCCUCCUCGGUGUCUUUAGUGGAGCCGGAGCAGGGCCAGGGGCAGAGCCUGGGGCUGUGCGAGGAACAGGGCUCCAUGCUGCGAGGGCGUGGGGCUGGAGAAGCAGUCGAGGGAGGAGGAGGGGGAGGAGGGGGAGGGGGAGGAGGAGGGGGCUCGGACGGGUUGGGGCUGCUCAUGAGUGGGGCCUUGAUGUCUGGGACACUGCUUCCAGGAUCUGAAGCCGGGGGUCUCCUAGAUGGCGGCCAACGAUCCGGGGCCGCCCUCAAGCAGGAACCCCUGGACGACUUCUCCCCCAGCGAAGACGAACUGUUUCAGCACCACUACCAUCAUCAUCAUCAUCAUCACUUGAGUGGUCGCAGCGGGCACCUUCGUCACACCCACCACCCACCUCAACCCGCCAUGCCCCCGCCUUACCACUUACACCAGUACGUGGGGACCAGCCCUGGGGGGCCACUGCACCACCAGAGCCAGCAAACAGCUCCAGCCUCUUCCUUGGGACCCAAACUAACCCCUGGUUGCCCUCCGGGGUCCCACGCAGCCCAAGAGCGGGACGACGUCGGAGGAGGAGCACUGGUGGAUAAGCAAGUGUGUCGCUGGAUUGACUGCAGUGCAGCCUAUGAGCAACAGGAGGAGCUGGUGAGACAUAUUGAGAAGGUGCACAUUGACCAGCGAAAAGGUGAGGACUUCACCUGCUUCUGGGCUGGCUGCAUUCGCCGCUACAAGCCCUUCAACGCUCGCUACAAGCUGCUCAUUCACAUGAGGGUCCACUCUGGAGAGAAACCAAACAAGUGUAUGUUCGAGGGAUGCAACAAAGCGUUCUCUCGCCUGGAGAACCUGAAGAUCCACCUGAGGAGCCACACAGGAGAGAAGCCGUACCUGUGCCAGCACCCCGGCUGCCAGAAAGCUUUCAGCAACUCCAGUGACCGAGCCAAGCAUCAACGCACUCACCUGGACACGAAACCGUACGCAUGUCAGAUCUCUGGCUGUACAAAGCGCUACACGGACCCCAGCUCCCUACGCAAACAUGUCAAGAUCCACUCGGCCAAAGAGCAACAGGUGCGUAGAAAGCUUCGGCCCUGCCCUCACCUGGAGCAGGACGUCCUGAGUGACUGCCUGUCUAUGCAGCACCUCCAGAGCUCCACGCCCUCGCAGCACCUGUACAACGGCAAGGACGGCCGUUCUCCUGCCAUGGGCCAAGACAUGUUCACAGGCCUGUACGCUGGCUCCAGCACCCCGCACCACAGCGCCCCGGUGGAGCUCCUCUCCGCCGCCCCCAACCCCACGUCCACCGCCGACCUGCCCUCCCGACAGCACCGCAUGGACCGGGACCUCGGCAGCCCUCAUCACUUGUCCCCACUGGCGGCCAUGGAUGGCGCGAGAGACGGGGUCUCCGCUCCCCUCCUGUCUCCGGGGAUGAAGGGAACCGGGACGUCUCCUCCUCCGCUGGAGAAGCAGCAUGUCCACCCUCACCACAAGCCCUACACUCACUAUCACCACCAUCAGUCUGCCAGCGACGAAUAUCAAGGCAGCUUUCAGAGCUGCUUCCAUUUUGGAGACUCCUACAGGAUGGAGCAGACGGUCAGCGGUGUCCACGUCCCGGGAGACCCCAACGCCUACACUUCCCAUCAGCACAAUGGCUUCCACAUGCCGACCAGCAACACUGGCUCUGCAGGCUUCGGUCUGACCCAGGAGCUGCAAGGAGGAGCAGGGUGCCAGUUCUCUUCCAGCCCAGAGGAGAGCAUUUUCUUCCAGGUGGGCAGCUUUGACCGCAGCUUGAACCACAUGUCGUCCAUCUACACAGAGACAUAGAGCAACACUGGAGCAGGACACGCUUCUCCACACCUACUCCUCCGCAGCCCAGCAGGCAUCUCCACACACUCUGUAAUAGUUCUGCUCUCUUCUUCCACAUCACAACACACAAGUCACAUUGUAAAUGGGUGACUGUGAUGUACUUAUGUCCCGGACAUAAACCAGGAAAAUGAAACACAGUCCAAGGCUAAUACUCUAGUAAAGAACCAUCAUCACUGGAGAUUUUUUAACAAACAUUUGUGAAUACAUGAAAAACCAUGUUCAUUUUGGUUUUUGUAUUCUGCUAAAGGGACGUUCCACCAAUCGUACACAUUCUGACUAAGGCCGCGACGGAAGCUUUACACUUAAAAUGUGGACGACCUUCUAGAUAUUAUCUUGUAGAUAAUAAACUUGGACUGCUACAAUUGUUUUCUGUAUUUAACAAAAGAUUUUAAAAAUAAAUAUUUCACCUGGCUCUGGCCGAGGGAGCGCGAGUCACAGAAAUGACCGAAUGAAAGAUGAGGGGAGAGUUUAAGAUUUUAACAUUUUAAAUCGCCAUCACUCACUCAAUGAUCAGCCUUCCUUCAUAGAUUCAUGAUCACAUUUUUAUUGGCCACCAUGUACACAGGAUUUGAAUUUGUUACAAAAAACUGGUGCUAAAACUUGCAAACAUACAGUACAUCAGACAGCUUUAAAUAUCUUCAAACGCUACAAACAGGAUGGACCAUAAAUGAAAAGUCAUUUUUUCUCUCUCUAACCUUCAUCUUUCAAUCUGUUUUAGAUUGAAGUGUAGAAAAGAAUAUAUAAUUUUUUUGCUGUGAUGUUUUAGCAGUGGAAAAAAUGCAUUUCUGUGUCUUGUGUUUUUGUUUUUUGUUUUUUUUCUUUUUGGAUUUAUCUCUGGAUGAAUGUUUGGGCUCAUUAAUUCUGCAGUAAUGCAGACAAACCAACCUACUUUAUUAUUAUGUGUAUAAAAUGUACAGUUUGUUUACACCAAGAAUUUGAAUGUUUGUCAUUUCUCAGUUUAUGAAAUAAAUAAUUGAAUGAUCACGUAAUGCCUCUUUUUUUUUUU
Molecule: messenger RNA, 4261 nt
Organism: Mugil cephalus (flathead mullet)
Lineage: Eukaryota; Metazoa; Chordata; Actinopteri; Mugiliformes; Mugilidae
Gene: glis1b
Product: zinc finger protein GLIS1
Exons: 11
Coding region: 178-3213 (1011 amino acids)
Biological process (GO): regulation of transcription by RNA polymerase II
Cellular component (GO): nucleus
Molecular function (GO): RNA polymerase II cis-regulatory region sequence-specific DNA binding; DNA-binding transcription factor activity, RNA polymerase II-specific
Source: RefSeq, a predicted model, not a curated record